This is a messenger RNA of Juglans regia (Persian walnut), 2335 nucleotides long. Its product is annotated as DEAD-box ATP-dependent RNA helicase 37-like. The record is from RefSeq and is a predicted model, not a curated record. Gene Ontology annotation, cellular component: nucleus. The transcript is spliced from 7 exons. Gene Ontology annotation, molecular function: ATP binding; RNA binding; RNA helicase activity. Bases 404 to 2263 code for a protein of 619 amino acids. Lineage: Eukaryota; Viridiplantae; Streptophyta; Magnoliopsida; Fagales; Juglandaceae.
AUAUAUUUAUUUAUUUAUUUAUUUUGGCACGUAAAGAAAGAGCUCUGAUCCGCGUUGAAAAGCGCAAGAAACCUGAAAAAUCUCGCUGAUCUUAUUACAAAGCGAGUCAUACCGAUAUUUUCGCCUCGUGUCCGAUCCUGUUUGUCUUCCCGAGCAAGCUAGGGUUUCAAAGUUUCAUUUUUAGAUCCAAAUUGGCUUAGCACAGCUCAUUCUCUCUCGUUACGCCAUUUCCAUCUCCUCGCUCCUUUCUCACAAUUUCCAUGUGUCUCGGCGCCAGGGCAAAGACAUACAAGGAAAAUUCGCUUAGGAGCCAAAGUUUUGCUUUUCACAUUCUAGUGUAGUAGAGUUUUGGUUGUGGUCGCCCAUUUAUUGUAAGUAGGAAGGACCAAUAAAGCUCGCAGUUAUGACAACUUCAUGGGCAGAUUCUGUGGCUAACACUGCGUCUGAGAAUGUGGCAACUGGUUCUUCUAAUAGCAAUGGCUUAAAACGCCCUACCCGAUCAACCUAUGUUCCGCCUCAUCUUCGUAAUAGGCAACCUCCUUCAUCAGACCCCCCUGCUCAAUUACAAACUUCUUCACCAGCCAAUGAUCGGGUUAACUACGGUGGAAUCACAACCAAGUCACACUGGGGUGGAGGUUCUAGGCCCGACUUCGGGCGUACAGGACAUAAUGGUUCUAUUGGUGGCCGAGGGGGUAGUGGAUGGAAUAGUAGAAGUGGGGGGUGGGAACGAGGGAGAGAACGUGAGGUGAACCCUUUUGGUGAUGAUGAAAAUUUAAUGCAAGAAUUUAGUGAGGAAGAAAAUACGGGUAUUAACUUUGAGGCUUAUGAUGACAUUCCUGUGGAGACGAGUGGGAACAAUGUGCCCCCACCUGUGAAUACUUUUGCAGAGAUUGACUUGGGGGACGCAUUGAAUCAAAAUAUUUGGAGGUGCAAGUAUGUGAAACCAACUCCCGUACAGCGUUAUGCUAUACCAAUUUCUCUUGCGGGGCGGGAUCUAAUGGCUUGUGCUCAGACUGGAUCAGGGAAGACUGCUGCCUUUUGCUUUCCGAUUAUCAGUGGAAUCAUGCGGGGCCAGUAUGUUCAGAGACCUCGUGGAGCACGGAUUGUGUACCCUCUUGCUCUAAUUCUUUCACCUACAAGGGAGUUAUCAUGCCAGAUACACAAUGAAGCAAAAAAGUUUUCCUAUCAAACUGGUGUCAAGGUGGUCGUUGCCUAUGGAGGAGCACCAAUCAAUCAACAGUUGCGAGAGCUUGAGAGAGGAGUUGAUAUCCUUGUGGCAACUCCAGGCCGAUUGGUUGAUUUGCUUGAGAGGGCUAGAGUCUCGUUGCAGAUGAUCAGAUAUUUGGCUCUUGAUGAGGCAGAUCGGAUGCUGGAUAUGGGUUUUGAGCCCCAAAUCCGAAAGAUAGUGGAGCAAAUGGACAUGCCUCCACCAGGUGCGAGACAGACGAUGCUGUUUAGUGCCACCUUUCCUAAAGAGAUACAGAGGUUGGCAUCUGAUUUUCUUUCAAAUUACAUAUUUUUGGCUGUUGGAAGGGUUGGUUCAAGUACUGAUUUGAUUGUCCAAAGAGUUGAAUUUGUUCACGAGUCUGAUAAGAGAAGCCAUCUUAUGGAUCUUAUUCAUGCUCAGAAGGAAAAUGGAGUUCAGGGCAAGCAAGCCUUAACAUUAGUUUUUGUGGAGACAAAGAAGGGAGCUGAUUCAUUGGAGCAUUGGUUGUGCCUUAAUGGAUUUCCUGCAACUACCAUUCAUGGUGAUAGAACACAACAGGAGAGAGAACUAGCAUUAAGAUUGUUCAAAAGCGGAAAGACACCAAUUUUAGUGGCAACAGAUGUGGCAGCACGUGGUCUUGACAUUCCUCACGUAGGGCAUGUGGUCAACUUUGAUCUUCCAAAUGACAUUGAUGAUUACGUUCACCGGAUAGGACGUACAGGGCGAGCUGGAAAAACAGGAUUGGCAACGGCUUUCUUUAACGACAAUAAUUCAUCGAUGGCAAGGCCACUAGCUGAUCUAAUGCAAGAAGCAAAUCAAGAAGUACCUGCUUGGCUUACACGUUAUGCAUCAAGGGCUUCUUAUGGUGGGGGUGGUGGCAGAAAUCGGCGGACUGGGGGAGGCCGUUUUGGUGGCCGUGAUUUUAGGAGGGAUGGUUCAUUUAAUAGGGCCACAGAUUACUAUGGUGGAGCAAAUAGUAGCGGUGGCUAUGGGUUUUCUGGUGGUUAUGGCGGGGGUGGGGGGUAUGGUGCAGGCGUGACCAGUGCUUGGGAUUAGCGUCCUGCUGUAUACUGAAUUUGCUCGCCCUUGAUUUCUCUCAGUAUAUAUAAAUAUAUAUUUAUAUUUUUU